Molecule: messenger RNA, 1604 nt
Organism: Capsicum annuum
Lineage: Eukaryota; Viridiplantae; Streptophyta; Magnoliopsida; Solanales; Solanaceae
Exons: 5
Coding region: 149-1117 (322 amino acids)
Molecular function (GO): metal ion binding
Source: RefSeq, a predicted model, not a curated record
GUUUAGUCUACUCUAAUUUCGAGGUGCUCUUAUAUCCUCUAUCUUUUAAUAGUUGUGGAGAGCAAUUAUAUGCAAAAGUUUCAGAACUUUUAUUGGUGAUAAACUGGAGAAAUCACUUGUUCUUUGUCUUCUUUAUCAAGUCAUUUUGAUGGAACAUAGACCUGAUGAUCCUGUUUGCGUCAUAAGAGUUGAAGUCGACUGUUGUGCAACAUGUCAAAUAAAGUUGAGGAAGAUUCUAUUGAGGAUCAGUGGUGUAUUGGAAGUUUAUUAUGAUCCAAAAACAAAUUUGGCUACCAUUAGAGGCAAUUUUGAUCCUUUGAUGGUGAUUGAGGCCAUUAAGAGAAAAGGGAAGCAUGCAGAGCUGAUAUCUUAUUCCAAGAAUCCUCUUUAUGAUCAUCAAGCACAUAAUAGCACUAGUAGAAGCUCCAAUCACCACUACAAUAAAGAAGAGGCUGCUGCUUACUGUAACACUAAGGACAAGGGCAAAGCUAAAGUUGGUGAGAACAAUCAAAGGAAUGAACAUUGUUGGAAUGGUAGUAAUAGUAGUAACUCCAAUCACCACUACAAUAAAGAAGAGGCUGCUGCUUACUGUAACACUAAGGACAAGGGCAAAGCUAAAGUUGGCGAUAACAAUAAAAGGAAUGAACAUUGUUGGAAUGGUAGUAAUAGUAGUAGUAGUGAUGAUGAGAAUUCUAAUGAUGAUAAUCACAUUCAUGAGUGUGAAGAUUAUGUCUCAGCAAAGAAUAGCAAGUGUGAAGAUUUUGUGUCAAACAAAAACACGAAAAAAUAUCAUAAAGCUGAAGCUUAUGUGCCCCCUAAAGGAGUUGAUGAAGCCAUCUGCAGGGAUCGGUUCUGCAAAAUACACAGAAGAGGUGGAGGCUUGCGAGACUAUGUAACUCAAGAAGAAAGACAGAAAAAGUAUGAUAUGUUUAUGCAAAUGGGAGGUCAGUACCCUGCAGGAUUUUUCAAUGGAGGAGCUACUGGUUAUAUGCCCCCUCCUUAUCCGUAUUAUUGCCCGGAUUAUGGGUUUUAUCAGCCAGGCCAACCCAUGUCAGGGGUGUAUGACUUCACUCGUUAUUAUGGUGACAAAGAUUCUCGAACUUGCAGCAUUGUGUAAAGCCCAAAAUAUGUCGAAGAUUCUCUAGUUGAUAAUUUUAGCGUGGUUUUUCCACACAAGUUUAUGCACUACUUUACAACUUAUGAUGUUUAUACUCUUUUGUUUCUUUUUUUUUUGCCCAAUGUAGUAGUUGUGAUGAGCAAAAAUUAUGUAUCAUCAUGUAACUAUUGGUUAAGUGGCAAGUUUGCAGCCAAGCUGCAACAUGAGCAGCUUUGCAUGAAAAUGACAUUCUGGGCAUUCUGGUAUACGCAUUUUCACAGCACUGUAUUGCAUUCUGGUAUGGAAGGCCUAAAGCAAGUUCGAAGGAAAUAAACAAAUGAAUACUUCGAUUGUAAUCUUUUACUGCUAUUGGUGACUAAACAACUUAAAGUACGAGCCGUGUCUGAGAGACCGUCUUCUGAUCUUCAGAAGUGGCAUUAGAAACAGUCUUACUACUCCAUAGGGAAGUGGCAUUAGAAACAGUUUAAACUACUAACAAAGAAUGUGG